This is a messenger RNA of Vespa crabro (European hornet), 1954 nucleotides long. Its product is annotated as thiamine transporter 2-like. The coding region runs from base 140 to 1630 and encodes 496 amino acids. Gene Ontology annotation, molecular function: vitamin transmembrane transporter activity. Gene Ontology annotation, cellular component: plasma membrane. The transcript has 7 exons. Lineage: Eukaryota; Metazoa; Arthropoda; Insecta; Hymenoptera; Vespidae. The record is from RefSeq and is a predicted model, not a curated record. Gene Ontology annotation, biological process: transmembrane transport; vitamin transport.
AAAUGGAUCAGACCUCAUCCUGCAUGAGGUAUGUGUGGAUGUAUUUUUAACUUAAUCAAUCGUUGGUCCGUAAAUUCGUUUAAUAUAAAUAAAUAAAGCACUUUCUAACGAGUACGAAAAAUAAAAUAUAUUUUUCAAAAUGUAUUGGUUAAAAAUAUCUUUUAUCCUAUGUAUGUUUGGAUUGUUAAAAGACUUCAGGCCAUCCGAGUCAUUUGUAACUGAUUAUUUAACAGGACCAUGGAAGAAUUUUACUCAUGAACAAGUCAAUCAAGAAAUUUAUCCAGUUAGCACAUACAGUUAUUUUUUAACUCUAGUUAUUAUAUUUUUGAUAACAGAUUUUGUAAGAUAUAAGCCUAUUAUUAUAUUGUGUUCACUUUCUGGAAUGAUUGCAUUUCUUGUAUUGAUAUUUGGAAAAACUGUGCCAUUAGUUCAGAUCACUGAAUUCUUUUAUGGCCUGUUUCUUUCUUGCGAAGUGGCAUAUUAUACAUACAUAUAUGCAAAAGUUGAUAAGAAACACUAUCAAGAAGUGACAGGUCAUACAAAAGCGGCUUCGCUUGUUGGACGAUGUAUGGCUGGAAUUAUAGCACAAUUAACAGCUUCUUUUCAUAUAUUAGAUUUCCAUGAGUUGAAUUAUAUUACCAUUGCAGCGUUUGGUCUCGCCACGAUAUGGACAUUUUUUUUACCAUCCGUCGGUCAAUCGAUUUAUUUUCAUUCACCUAUUUACGAUCAAAAUAUUACAACCGCACCAGCGGAUACCGUGAAAUCAUCGGAAAGUGACGAUUGUUAUGAAUUCAAUCGUCAUAAACAAUCGAGAUAUAAUCAUGCAAAGGGAAAUGUUACCUCAAUGUCUUCUAAGCUGAAACAUGCCUACGUGUUAUUAUGGCAACAUUUUUUAAACGCUUAUACGCAUCUUCACAUUAUAAAAUGGUCCAUGUGGUGGGCAUUUUCAACUUGCGGCUAUUUGCAAAUAACUAAUUACGCCCAACUUUUAUGGCAAACGGCUGUUGAAUCAUAUGACGAUAUCUAUAACGGAGCGGUAGAUGCUUGUUAUGCAAUAAUAGGUGCUUCCACCGUUUUUGUCAUUUCUAAAAUACCAUUCAACUGGCCAGUGAUAGGAGAUGUAACAUUAACAUUAUUUGCCCUUAUAGAGGGUGGCUUAAUUAUAUUGUGUUCUUAUAAUUAUAAUAUUUGGGUAUUAUAUACUGCUUACAUAAUAUUUGGAGUGGUUUAUCACACUAUGGUCACUGUUGCAAGCUUCGAAGUUGCAAAAAAUAUAUCUGAAGAUAGCUACGGUUUAAUAUUUGGGACAAAUAUCUUUUUAGCACUAUUGUUCCAAAGUUUGUUAACAUUAAUAGUUAUUAAUGGAAAUCUUGGAGACACUAUUAGAUCUCAGUUUUUCAUUUAUGGCUGCUAUUACAUAAUUUUGGCUGUGAUAUUUUUAAUAAUAGCUAUAUUUACGAUUAUAACACGUUAUAAAAAUGGUGAUAAAUUUGAAAUAUGGUUAAAAAAUAAGAACAUUCAAAAGUCAAUAGAUAACAUCGAUAAUAAUGAAUCGUUUAAUACAAAUUCGACGGUAUCUAAAAAUGAUAUCUUAACUAUUCAAUCGGAAGAUAAGUAUUGCGUAAAUUAAUAAUUAUAAAGAAAUGUAUAAUAUCCUCCUUGUAUUAUUCUCGUACGUAUUAUUUGACAUAUUCAACAGACAAUUUAUUAAGAAUGAACUAUUUAUUAGGUUUAGUUAGAAAGACUUUGUUAUAAUAACGUAUAAUAGAAUAAUAUCUCUUUUUUAUGGUUUUUACUAUUAAAAGAAAGAAAAAAAAUAGUAAUAAAAAAUAAAAAAAAUAGAAAAGAAUAAAAAAACCCUUAACGUUGUCUUAAAACUUGUAGUAUGGAAUACGAAAAGAACAGUAUUUGUAUUUGUGAGAUAGUAAAAAAUAAACAUCCAUAGAAAAAUUGA